This is a messenger RNA of Callorhinus ursinus (northern fur seal), 4131 nucleotides long. It is a transcript of the gene TMEM114, whose product is annotated as transmembrane protein 114. Lineage: Eukaryota; Metazoa; Chordata; Mammalia; Carnivora; Otariidae. Gene Ontology annotation, cellular component: apical plasma membrane. The record is from RefSeq and is a predicted model, not a curated record.
GGAGCUGGGAGCCGCGGGCGGCGGGCGGCGGGCCGGGCUGCGCCAUGCGGGUGCACCUGGGCAUGCUGGCGGGCGCGGCGGCGCUGACCGGGGCGCUCAGCUUUGUGCUCCUGGCGGCCGCCAUCGCCACGGACUUCUGGUACAUCAUUGACACCGAGCGGCUGGAGCGGGGCGGCCCGGGGGCGCGGGGCCGGGCGGGGGCCGCCCUCAGUGAGCUCGAACCUCUGAGCUCGCACUCUGGCCUCUGGCGCACCUGCCGGGUCCAGAGCCCGUGCGUGCCGCUGAUGAACCCCUUCUGGCAGGAGAACGUGACCGUCAGCGACUCAAGCCGACAACUUCUCACCAUGCAUGGGACAUUUGUGAUUCUGCUGCCACUCAGCCUGAUCCUGAUGGUGUUUGGGGGGAUGAUGGGGUUUCUGAGCUUCCUCCUCCGAGUCUCCAUCCUCCUCCUGCUCACAGGGACCCUCUUCCUCUUUGGAGCCUUGCUGACCCUGGCUGGAAUCAGUGUCUACAUCGCGUACUCGGCGGCCGCCUUCCGGGAGGCGCGGUGUCUCCUGGAGGAGAAGGCCCUCCUGGACCAGGUGGACAUCCGCUUCGGCUGGUCCCUGGCCCUGGGCUGGAUGAGCUUCAUCGCUGAGCUGCUCACCGGGGUGGCCUUUAUGGGGGCGGCCCGCGUGCUCAGCCUGAGACAGAAGCAGGACCGGGCCAUAUGAGCCCAAUGCCUGGUCUGGUGGGAGGCAGGGCCCUGGUCUCAAAGGCUACCGCUAUGGGCUGAGCUCCGGGCUUGGCUCUCAUGUCCUUGCCUGGUGUGGUGUCUGUGUGUCCGUGCACGCGUGUGUCCGUAUGGGCUGGAGGAGGCCUUGGGAAUGCAGAACCCACCUCACCUGAAACAACAAAACAGCCCCUCGACCAUAGCCAGCACUUUCUGGAUUGCAGCCCCUGUGGGCCUCCUCUUGCUUCAUUGCAGUGCUCACCCCCAGUCAUUGCAUCAGCUCCCCUUCUUUGCCGAGGACAUGGAAGAUCAGAGAGGUUAGGUAAGCUGCGCAAAAGUGCACAGCGAGCUGGUGGUCUAUUCCUUGCUCCAAGAACAGUGCUCAGUCCCUUACCACAGUUUUCCUGAGCAGGUUCAAUGGACUGGCUGCAGCAUGAUUGCUGUGGUGGGGGGGCUGCUGCACCCCAGACUCUGGGCCUCAGACCGCAUAAGACCUGGAGCCCCCGCCUAGGGCGCAGUGUGAAACGGGGUGGCGAGAGCAGAAAUCUGGGCUACUCACCAACCGGGCGGUGCAAAUGUCCCCCUCCCCCCCAACCUCAGCGAGGUGCACGCUCAUCCCGUCCACAUCCCCAGAGCUCGACCGGCCGGGCUGACUCGGAGCGAUGAUUCUCAGUGACCAGGGGCUCAGUACUGCAACAUAAAGUAGUCAUCCCGGACAUGGAAGCCCCUCCGAGCUUUCUGGUGGUUGGCGUGCUGGUCCCCUUAUUGUGUCACUUCAGAGACCACGGGGAGAGCCGUCGGCAAGCCCACCACCAGCAGGAAGAGCAAUCAGCAAGCUUGAAACUCAUAAGAAGGAAUCAUCAGCAGAUUCGCCCAAGGAGGGAAGAAGGAUCAGCAGACUCACAACCAGUAGGGAAGAAUAUCCUCAAACACACGGUAGUCACUCCUGGACCCAAGUGCCACCUGUGAGCCCUUGUCAAGUCACACACACCCGUCGUAGAGUAGUUUCCCCAUGAAUGUGUUGACUGAGCCUGCUUCCCUAGCCUCAAGUCCAAGACUGGCGAGAUUCAGACAGCUGGGAAAGCAAGAGGAGGAGGGUCCUGUAUCCCCUGAGGAAGACCGAUUAGCAGAUCCCAACCCUCAGCGGAAUUUAAAAAUUGUGCAGGGGCCACGUUGGGCCAAUGACAUCAUAGUCUCUCAGAGUGGGAUCUGAGCAUGGCUAGCAUUUGAACAAAUCUUAGGGUAGAGAGUGGCCUGGCAUUUGGUUUACCCCAGUGCACCUCCGACUUUUAUGGGGAUCUUGUGAAAAUGCAGGUUCUGAUUCAAGAAGGAGGUGGAGGUGGGGCCUGCAGUUCUGCAUUUCUAACAAGCCUCCGGUAAGGAGGUUUUGUGAAGUCGCUUGCACGCUCACACACACAAUGCACACACAUGCACAAGCACACACAGGGUCUUCUGUCCUUCAUGGGGCAGCGUUUUUAGGUUCCUUCUGCACCAGCAAAGGAGGUGUGGAGUCCGUCAUGGGCUGAGUCCUGGUGACACCAUUAGCUGCGUGGCCUCAGUGGGUCUGGGUGGGGGACAGCACCCACCUCCUUGGCCCUUUGGCAUUGAGUGUUCUCCAGGGAAGCCUGGCUCCUUUUGGGCAAACAUACGUCUGGGUGUGACGUGGGCUUUUCUCAGUAUAUAUGGUGGGGAUGGGUCCAGGAUACGAAGUGAAAGAUCCUCACGGAGCUCGCUGAUGGGGUGAUCUUCAGGGACUAAUUGGAACCCCUGCUCCCUCCCCCAGAAAAUUCCAUCCCUCCUUUCGUCCUCGUGUUCUAGCCCACGGGAAUGGGAGUGUCCAAAGUGGCUGCACAUCCAAAUCCCCUGGGGUGGUGCCUCUCACGCUUCGGUGUGCCCAGACUCUUCGGGGUGUCCCAACCCUCCUGGCGGGGGGUGGUCCCCAGGGGCUCUCUGAGUCAGCAGGUCCAGGUGGGGCCCGAGAUUUCACAGGUCUGACCAGCUCGCAGGUGAUGUGGGUGUUUCUGAUCUGGGGCCCUGUCCUUUGUGACCCUGAGCUGGGGUAUUUGCUAAGUGACAGGGGUGGUGGUCACCUUGCUGCACGUUAGAAUCACCUGGGCAUCUUUUAAAAACCCCAAUGCCUGGGCUGAAUCCUUGCUCUGAUUGUACCUCGGGGUGGAGUUGAUAGUGUUUAAAGACCUCUCUGGAUGAUUCCAAGGUACAGCUGAGGUUUUCAACUUGUUCCUGCAGGAUUCAGAGUCAUGAGAUGUGAGGAAGGCCUGGGGAGCCUUAGGUUUAAGAAAAUCCCCCAGGAAGUGCCACUGGCUUAGCAGGUUUGCGGACCAUUGGCAUGGAUCAUAAGGUGACAGCACCAUUAGCAACAUCAUGACGUCACUGUCCUCACCAUGACACCAUCACCCUUACCGUGACAUCACGAUGACCUCCUCCUCCUCCUCACCAUGGCUGAUGCUCACUGAGUACUUAUUACACAUCCGCACUGUUCUACCUGCCAUCAGUCACUCAGUCACUCAACAAACACUUGGGGAGUCAUUGCAUGCUAGGACCUAGCAAGCCCUUGCUCUCAGAGCUGCCACAUGAUUGAGGACAGGCAUGCAAAACAUAUGGUCAGUGGUGAGGACUAUGGAGAGAAGCGAGGCAGGGUACAGAUGAGGAAACUGAGGCACAGACAGGCUAAAUUAACUGGCCCGAGGAAAGGAGAGAAAGGGCUACACCUGGGAUGCAAAUUCAGAUCUGCCUGAUUCCAGGAUUUCCUUUCCAUUCCUACCAGCCAGGCAGCUCUCUGUCCGCCGGUGGGUUCAGGACAUUGCUGCCACUUCCUGUCCGUCUAGUCUGUAAAAGUGCAAACUGAGCGGAUUGCUCACAAGGCCCUAUGGGGAGGGGGGCGAGAGCAGAGUUACAAAAUCAAUUACACAAGUCAGGGAGAGAAAUGAAAGUUUUCGCAAAGUGAGGGCAACCCCGCUAGUGAGAGAGUGGUCUCUGCUGCCACCUGCUGGUCAUAUGGUGGAACUGCAUCAGAGGCAAGCCCUGGUUCUCAAAGGCGUCCAAGGACGUCCGUUUUCAGCCCUCUGGGGUGUCCCGCUACGGGUCUGACCCUGCAGGGCAGCGGCUCUCAGCUGGGGCGAUUCUCCAUCCCCUCCCCACCUGGGACAUUGACGAUGUCUAGAGACGUUUUUGGUUGUCACAGCUCGUGGUGGGUGCUCCUGCAUCCGGAGGGCAGAGGCCAGUGCAUGGGAUGGCCCCCAGGACGGAGAAUUGAUCUAGUUCCACCCGUGAAUCAUGCCAAGCUUGAGAAACCCUGCUAGAGGCACAGAAACAAAUUAUAAAAGAGAGCACGUGUGCAUUCAAGGAACUAAGGACAUAGUGGAAAUAAUCUCAUUCAUUUGAUAAACAUUUACCAAAUA